AUGGCUGGUUAUAAGCCUGUAGCUAUUCAGACAUAUCCUAUACUUGGUGAAAAAAUCACCCAAGAUACCCUGUACUGGAACAACUAUAAGACCCCUGUUCAGAUUAAGGAGUUUGGUGCAGUGUCAAAAGUAGACUUUUCUCCACAGCCUCCAUAUAAUUAUGCUGUCACAGCUUCCUCAAGGAUUCAUAUUUAUGGCCGAUACUCCCAAGAACCUAUAAAAACUUUUUCCCGAUUUAAGGACACAGCGUACUGUGCUACCUUUCGACAGGAUGGUAAACUGCUUGUGGCAGGCAGUGAAGAUGGUGGAGUUCAACUUUUUGAUAUAAGUGGGAGGGCUCCCCUCAGACAGUUUGAAGGCCAUACAAAAGCAGUUCAUACAGUGGAUUUUACAGCUGACAAAUACCAUGUGGUUUCUGGGGCCGAUGAUUAUACUGUGAAGCUAUGGGAUAUCCCAAACUCCAAAGCAAUUCUCACGUUUAAGGAACAUUCUGAUUAUGUGAGGUGUGGAUGUGCUAGCAAACUGAAUCCAGAUCUCUUCGUAACAGGGUCAUACGAUCACACUGUGAAGAUGUUUGAUACACGAACAAAUGAGAGUGUUAUCUCUGUGGAGCACGGGCAGCCAGUGGAGAGUGUCUUGCUUUUUCCCUCUGGAGGUCUUCUCGUGUCAGCAGGAGGUCGUUACGUUAAAGUAUGGGACAUGUUGAAAGGAGGACAGUUGCUAGUAUCUCUGAAAAAUCAUCACAAAACUGUGACGUGUUUAUAUUUGAGCAGUUCUGGACAGAGGUUACUCUCUGGCUCACUGGAUAGAAAGGUGAAAAUAUAUAGCACGGCUUCCUACAAAGUAGUCCACAGUUUUGAUUAUGCAGCUUCAAUUUUGAGUCUUGCACUUGCACAUGAAGAUGAGACGAUAGUUGUGGGAAUGACCAAUGGAAUACUGAGUGUUAAACAUCGGAAAUCUGAAGCAAAGAAGGAUGCUUCUUCCAGGAAACGAAGACCUGCAUACCGAACCUUUAUUAAAGGAAAAAAUUACACGAAGCAACGGGAUGACAUUUCGAUCACUAGGCCAUCAAAAAAGCACCUGGAAUUAUAUGACAGGGAUCUAAAAAAUUUUCGGAUCUCUAAGGCACUUGACAGAGUCCUUGAGCCUGAGAUUACAAUAAAGACACCUGAGAUUACAGUCUCCAUCAUAAAGGAGUUAAAUCGAAGAGGAGUCCUUGCAAAUGCUCUUGCAGGCCGAGAUGAGAAAGAACUCAGUCGUAUUCUUAAUUUUUUGAUAAGGAAUCUUUCUCAGCCAAGAUUUGCUCCUGUUUUGAUAAAUGUUGCUGAAAUAAUUAUUGAUAUCUAUCUGCCUGUGAUUGGUCAGUCACCUGUAGUGGAUAAAAAGUUUUUGUUACUUCAGGGACUUGUAGAAAAAGAGAUUGAUUACCAAAGGGAACUGUUAGAAACGUUGGGGAUGAUGGAAAUGCUAUUUGCUACGACAACAACGAAAGAAAGCACUUUUCUGUUGGAACAUAAAUCUGAUGGACUUCUAGGAAAGAAGAUAGAAUCAUAGUGCAUGUUGAAUGCAAUAAGAACUAACUUGGACUAUGUUUAACUCUAUUAACUAUGGAAAAGAGACUCCUUUUGAUACAUUUUUAAAAAAAAGCUAUUUACAGAA
Orycteropus afer afer is the source of this 1659-nucleotide messenger RNA. It is a transcript of the gene UTP15, whose product is annotated as UTP15 small subunit processome component. NCBI's taxonomy places the organism in Eukaryota, Metazoa, Chordata, Mammalia, Tubulidentata, Orycteropodidae. Gene Ontology annotation, molecular function: protein binding. Gene Ontology annotation, biological process: rRNA processing; positive regulation of transcription by RNA polymerase I. Gene Ontology annotation, cellular component: nucleolus. The record is from RefSeq and is a predicted model, not a curated record.